AUGGGCGACUCCAUGUCCGACGCGGAUAAGAUCCGCAUGAAGCGCCUGGCGAAGCUCGGUGGACCGCCCGCAGCUAGUGGAAGCUCUAGUACUACUCCUCUGCAAGAGAACUCCCCAAAUACUCCUUCCACCCCGAAGCUCGACGAAAGCGCUGCUGCCCCGCCACCAGAGCAGUCGCCGGCUCCGAGCAACCCAUUCUCCCAACUCGGCAUAAAACCAGACUCGAAACCUCGCAUCAACAUCAAGAGGAAGGCUUCUCCACCACAAAUGGGUGAUGGAACGUCAGAUACACGCCCCAACCCACCCCCGCAGCCUGGCGUAUGGGAGGAUAGGACGUUGAGCAGCAUAUUCCGGCUUACAUUGGAUCCCAGCACCACGAAGGACCUCCACGGCCACCGCUUGUUAUAUGUUAAUAGCGUCAGGAAGGAUUUGGAGGAAGAGGACGGUGGGCAGGUACAACUUAGAACCGACGUGCUGGACCAGGCUAUAGUCGAGGCAGCAUCCAGUCUACCAGACGGAAAGCCCCUUGAUUAUCUACUAGGAUGCUGGAAGCGGGUUUCUAAAUUAUAUCGCGGCAUGCGAGGAGGUAACAAAGAGGACCCUCGAUUCAAGGUUCUCAAGGAAGCUCGGCGAAUAUGCUUCAGUUAUUGCAUCUUUGCGGCCACCAUGCCGGAGGAGAUGUUUGGACAAGAACCACCCUCAGAAAAUGUUCUAGCACAGCAUCUUCUUGUAGACGCUGAAAAUGAUCGCGGUAUCUGCCACGAUUUCCUCAACGAAGCUGUCUCCAGGUUCGACGAGGACGAGAGUGUCAAAGAGGCACUAGUUGCAGCAAUGGAGGCUCUCAGUCAACAGCUCGCCAAGCUAUCCAUGAAUGACAACACGAAGCCAUAUAUGCUUGCUAUGCGUAACUUCGUACGCUAUCAGCCGCUUCUCGUGGCGAUGACGGAGUCCCCAAUGUUUCUCCCUCCAGAUUUACCCCCAGAGGCAAUCGAAACCAGCACCUUGUUAGGUCCAUUCUUCAGACUCUCUCCGAUGCAAGCCGAAGUUGCUCUCAACUAUUUCACCGGCUCCCAAACACGAGAUAAGGCUUACGUUGCCAAUUCACAAAACGCGCUGCGCAUGACCCUCGCAGCCCACCAAGAUGAGUUGCUCGAUAUUGCAAACUGCUUCAUCAAGACAAAAGAGUCUCGGGAAAAGAUCCUCGACUGGCUUGCUUUGAUCGUUAACGAGAACCACAAGCGUAGAGCCAUACAGGUUGACCAGAAGACUGUGUCUUCUGAUGGGUUUAUGGUCAAUAUCACAGUGAUAUUAGACCGCCUCUGCGAACCUUUCAUGGACGCCACAUUCUCAAAGAUCGAUCGUAUUGACGUGGAUUAUCUUCGAAGAAAACCUCGUGUUUUAAUCGAAGAUGAAACUAAGAUCAACGCUGAUCAGCAUGAGUCGGAUGAAUUCUAUAGUAAUGUUGCAACUGGAACCAACAACUUCAUUACAGAAAUUUUCUUUCUGACAGUCGCUGCUCACCAUUACGGGACCGAGGCCGUCAACACCAAACUUGGCCAGCUCCAGAAAGACGUCAAAUGGAUGGAGAAACAACUAGAAAAGUUUGAGCUAGAGCGGCACAAGUUUUCACAGAAUCCAACACAGCUUGCACUGUACGAAGCCCAUGUGAAGAAAUUGAAGACUGCUUUGGAAAAGGGCCAAUGCACCAUUCUGGCAACACAAGGAGUUCUCUUUGAUGAACUCGCUCAAUCUCGAUCCAUGCAGUUCAUGCGAUAUGUCAUUGUGUGGCUGCUGCGGAUGGUAUCCCCAGGCUCGAAUUUCCCCAAGAAAGCGUUAUCGCUUCCGCUCAACGCAAAUCAACCAGAAGUCUUCAAGUGCUUGCCCGAGUACUUUCUAGAGGAUGUGGUCGAUAACUUCAAAUUUAUCACACGCAACAUACCCCACAUCAUCACAUCAACUCAGUGCGAUGAGUUAGUAAAGGUCUGCAUCACAUUCCUCCGGAGCUCGGAAUACAUAAAAAAUCCAUAUCUGAAGUCUGGAUUGAUUACCAUCCUGUUCCAUGGUGUUUGGCCUGUGCGCGGACGGGCCAAAGGUGUGCUUGGAGAUGUACUAUAUGGUUCCGACUUCGCGACCGAUCAUCUACUGCAUGCCUUGAUGAAGUUCUACAUUGAAUGCGAAAGCACUGGAGCACACACCCAGUUCUUUGAUAAGUUCAAUAUUCGCUACGAAAUUUUCCAGGUCAUAAAGUGCGUCUGGCCGAACACGAUCUACCGCGACAACUUGGCUACAGAGGCAAGGGUCAAUCUCGACUUCUUCGUCCGCUUUGUCAAUCUUCUGCUUAACGACGUGACAUUUGUCCUGGAUGAAUCGUUUACCGCUUUCAAGCAGAUUCACGAUCUCCAUAAAGAACUCAAGGCUCGAGAUUCUAUGGAAGAGACUGUUCGACAAGAAAAGGAAGAAGCUCUUGCAAGUGCACAAAGCAAGGCUAAAAGCUACAUGCAGUUAACCAACGAAACUGUUUCCAUGCUGAAGCUUUUUACCGAGGCGCUCAGUGACUCCUUUACGAAGUCCGAGAUAGUCCAGCGACUGGCAGACAUGCUCGACUACAACCUGGAUGCCUUGGUAGGACCGAAAAGCUCGAACCUCAAGGUCGAGAAUGGCGUGGAGUACGGCUGGGAUCCCAAGAACAUGCUAUCUGAAAUUGCGGACGUCUAUCUUAAUCUCCAAAAGAAGGAGAAUUUCCAGAAGGCCGUUGCUCGCGAUGGAAGGUCGUACAGACCUCAGAUCUUCACCAAUGCGCUCUCAAUCAUGCAAAAACACGCACUGAAAUCUGCCGAGCAACUGAAAGAGUGGGAGCACCUAGCAACCGUCAUCCAGAACACCAAAGAAGCAGAAGAUCAAGAGGAACUCGAUUUUGGCGAGGUUCCCGACGAAUAUACAGAUCCGUUGCUCGCGUCGCUGAUGGAAGACCCAGUGAUAUUGCCAACGAGCAAAGUCACGAUCGACCGCAGCACUAUCCAGAGUCACUUGCUGAGUGAUCCGAACGACCCCUUCAAUCGUUCUCCAUUGAAGAUCGAGGACGUAAUUCCGAACGAGGAACUAAAGGCGCAGAUAAAUGCCUGGAAGACUCAGAAGCGAGCCGAGGCGAAGGCUGCCCGGGAGUCUGCUCUCUCUGAGAAGGUAGAUGGGGGAGAGCCGAUGGAUACAUCGGGCUGA
This is a messenger RNA of Mytilinidion resinicola, 3216 nucleotides long. Its product is annotated as ubiquitin conjugation factor E4. Lineage: Eukaryota; Fungi; Ascomycota; Dothideomycetes; Mytilinidiales; Mytilinidiaceae. Gene Ontology annotation, molecular function: ubiquitin-ubiquitin ligase activity. The transcript has 5 exons. The record is from RefSeq and is a predicted model, not a curated record. Gene Ontology annotation, biological process: protein polyubiquitination. Gene Ontology annotation, cellular component: cytoplasm; nucleus; ubiquitin ligase complex. Bases 1 to 3216 code for a protein of 1071 amino acids.